Schistosoma turkestanicum is the source of this 10532-nucleotide messenger RNA. Lineage: Eukaryota; Metazoa; Platyhelminthes; Trematoda; Strigeidida; Schistosomatidae. The record is from the annotation of a GenBank genome assembly.
AUGAAUAUUCCGAGAGGAAUUAACACGGCAUUAUCGUUAGGUUGCAUAAGUAUAAUUUUGAUUACAAAUUGGAUAUCUCAAUCAGAAUGUGCUAUACCAGAUCCUGUUUAUUAUUUGGAACGUCAGGAAACUCGGUAUUUUGAUUUUUCUCCUGGAUUUUACGACUCUGAAACAAAUGUCACAGAUCCUUCAGACUGUAUAACAAGCUGUAGCAAGAACAACUUUUCAUGGUCAGCCAUAUCGAAUGAUUCGUUUUGUUUUUGUGGAAAUAAUUUACCACCGAGUACAGAAUUAUUCAAUGCAACUUGCCUAUAUUCAGAAAUGGUGGCUGUUUACCAAAUAGAACCAAAUGUUUUUAUCGGUCCAUUUGAGGUGACAACAGAUAAUGUGACAAUCAGACAAAUUGGAGAUGAGAUACCGAUCAAUUUUAAAAUACCGAUAGAAUUUAGAAACCUACCUGGUAUUAAAGUUUACGAAUUCGAUUAUGGAGAUACAAUACAGACGACAGAGAAUAUUUCAGAUAUUACUGCACCGCUAGUAGUAAGCUACAAUGCACCAGGUCCUGUAUGGCCAACAUUGAAGGGGAGAAAUGAAAAUGGUACCAUUACUGGCUCAGCAAGUUUAGCAUUAAUGAUUUAUGAACUGAUAACUCCAGACGAUAUUACACUUAAAUGCCCGCUAAUUGUUAUGCGUGGAUCUAUGUUCACUUGUCAGUUGAAUUGCAAUAAAGGAAGUCAUAUACAAGGGACUGUGUCAUUUGCAAACGACUGGCAAGAUGCAAUUUCAUUACCAGAACCAAAUUUUGACUGGAUAGGACUACCUCCGAAACGUAUGAAAGAUAAAUUGAUCAAUUACAGCACUGACAAGUUAAUUAUAACUGGUUCACAAGCUCGUUAUGAUGGAACAAUCAGUACAAUUCAAAUACAUUCACUUAUAUUAACUGAUAUCACCUUUUAUCUUUUACGUGUUCAAUGCACUACUGGUGUGUACAAUUUUGAGACCAACGACUGUUCAGUGACCAGCAGUCGUAGUGUAACGUGUACACAAGAUCAAGUGUUUUCUGGUUUAGUUCGGGAUUGCGUUAGCAUAUCAUCGUCCGAUUGUGGUAAUCUACGACAACUGAAGUUAGAUAAACCUACAACUGUGGAAAGCUAUGAUUAUCAAAUAGUAGGAAUGUACACGGUCAAAUUAACAGUCUUAGGUUGGCAGAGUAUUAAAUUGCCUUCAGUAUGGACUGUUCAGUCUGGUGAUCGGAUAGGAUUCACUAGUGCCGUAGCUGGAAGUAUUGGAUGUGCACUUUCUGGAUCAUACGAAGCUGACGAUUUAGAAACCUUAACAACAUUUUCCGGAACUAACGGAAGUUCUGUAUUAAGUAGUGAUCUAAAACGUUUGACUCUCAUGCGACAUCAGCUUGGUGCUUGGAUCAGACCAAUUCAUGACGCAUCAUUGACUGGAUAUGUAAAUACGACAGGCUAUCAAGAUAUCUCACUUCAGUUGUACAGUUACUGGGGCAAGAACUAUACAACACCGGCUCUCAUUAAAACUCCUAUUAUCAUAGAUGAACCUAUCAAUGAAACUGAGUUAAUAUUCAACAUGUGCGCUACAGAAAAAGAAUGUUUCCUGGAGCUUAAAAACCAUACAGGUUUGAAUGUUACUUAUGUUUGGGAUUUCGGUGAUGGAACAUUUCAGAAUACUACUACAGUUAGAUCGGUGCAGCACAUUUACACUACUGCUGGUAUUUAUAGUUUGACUGUCAAUAUAAGCAACAGUAUCCAGUUCAAAAUAAUUGUACAAAACGUGACUGUGAUACAGAGACUUGUGUUUAAUGAGAUACAAGGAAAUCAAUCGUGUGGCAUGAAUGAGCUAACUACACUAAGAUUAAAUGUAACUGGAGACCUAUUUAUAUGUUCUUGGUAUAUAAAUGGUGUUUUAACCAAAAAUGAUAGUUUGACACAGUUUGACUAUAUGCACACUCAAAGUGGUUUGAUAGUCUGGAAUGUGACUUGUAUAACACCCUUGGAAUCUAUUAGUAGAAAACUGGAACAAUUUGUAAUGGAGCGCUUGACAGGACUUUCACUUGUAACCAAGAGUUUAGGAGUUGUAAAAUCAGUACAGAUUGUUUUUUCUUUUAUAACUGGAAGUAAUUUAACAGCUCAGUUGAUCUUCUUGAAUCAAACUUUAAAUACAAAUAUUGAUUAUGUGCAGAAAACCAUUACAUCUGAACCAGUAAAUAUACCACAGGCAAUGUUUGCAGACUACAGCUUAUCAACAACUAAUCCACUGAGUUCAAAUUUAACUAUGGGUCAGAUACGGUUUGAUGUACCAGUGGUUGGCAUGAACAUUCAAAAUGAACCAAAUUACGUUAGCCCUUCGGAAAAUAUGGUUUUUCGUGUUUCAUUUCAAGAAGGCACAUCAAUUAUUUUGACUGUUAAUUAUGGGGAUGGUGAAGUAAUCGAGCGAUCAGCUGUGCAGUUGCAAGUAUGGCCUAGCGAUUUUCAGUUGACUAAAAAAUAUUCAAGCGCCAAUAUAUACACUGUGACAUUUUCAGCAUCGUCAGGAGGCAAUACAGAAAAUAGGACAAUCAAUGUUUAUGUCGUUGAUAAGAUUGGAAUUUAUAGAGCUCAGUCCAAUACCGAAUUUGCAGCUGUUCAGGAUCCAAUUAAUUUGAAUUUAACAAGGCAGUCUGGUAAUCCUGCAGUGUUAACUAAAAUAAGCAUAGAUUGGGGCGAUAACAGUCAGUUUACUAUGGACGAUUUCUAUGAGGGUAAUAUAUACAAUCAUAUUUACAAAAGUGAAGGAGAUUUCGGAGUUACAGCCUUGCUUACGAAUCCAGUCGAUCAAAAAGUUGUCAUUACAACAGUGAAAGUUAGGGCAAUAAUUGAAAAUUUCGGUUGUUUUGUUACACCAAAUCCAGUUGAGACAGGAAAAUUGUCAGUAAUAUCAGUAGUUUAUAAAGGUGCGCAAAAUGUUAACAUCAGUGCCUUGUUGAAAAACCGAACAGAUUCAAAACAAUUAUUUAUACCAGUACCUAAAUUAGUGGAGAUAAACUACAAUUAUCCUGUUGCCGGUUUGUAUUAUGAAGAGAUACAAGCUAUGAACAUGGUCAGUAACCGAUCAUGUUCACUCAUAGUUGAUGUACGGAAUAAAAUAGUAAAUGUGGAUAUCGCAUAUAGCGGUCAUGCAGUAUACCCACCUGGGUCGGUCACGUUUACUUUAACAUACACUGGAUUAGUUGCCGACUUUCCAACACUUGCUAAAUAUAUAGUGAUGUGGGGAGAUGGAAGUACACCCUCAGAAGGAAUGUUGACUGUGGCAAAUCAACCAGAAAAAAUUAGUCAUACUUUAACCGAUUUAAAUUAUUUUCAGGCUUCUAUUACUUUGGACAAUGUUGUAAGUAACAUGACAAGAAAUACUCAGAUCGCUGCCUUUGGUGUAUUCCAACAAAUCGAUCUAAUAGUAACAGUUGCAUCGACUGGUGAUCCUGGUUAUGGCAUAGAUGGAAAUUCAUAUCCACUGGGAGUUCAAUUAAAAUUCCAAGUACUUGCAGAUGGAAAACCAAACAAUGUGGCUAAUAUCACUUAUUCAAUUAUGAAUAAAACUAACAAUCUGACAGUGGACUCAGGAACUGUUUGGAACAGUUACUUUUUCUACUCAUUUAAAGAGUUUGGAGAAUUUAAAGCUAUAGUACUAGCUUCAAAUCUAGUGAGCGCAAAAUCAAUUUCAAAAGAAAUUUCAAUUAGAACUUCUUUACGUGGUUUGCAAUCUUAUCUUGUCGGUAAUGGUGCGCUGAAACCAAAUCAGCGAGGCACAAUACGUAUUUCAUUUGAAGCCUAUCCAAACGAUGCGUGUUUGUGUGUUAAAAAAUCAGAUGGUGUUGGUUCAGUUUAUUAUCCAAAAAUAUCAGAUCCUACCUCUGCCUGUUCUUUAUGUCCUGGUUACUUACGUUUGCAAGAUAAACCAAUCAAUUUAACAUUUUCACUGAGCGUUCAAUAUGCUUCAAGUGGACCACAGUACGUGUCUAUCCAGGCUAUGAGUCCAUCGACAAUAGUUAAUACCACAUUGUACAUACCUGUUACAUCUUCAGCAUGUCCUCCACCUAAAAUAUCUAUAUCUAAUGUAACAUCACAAUUAACCAAUUUUCCAAUCAAAUCAAUUUCUUCAGAGAUUACAAAUAUUGAAGCAGUACUUACUGUGUCAGAUUGUUUGCUAUCAGUUCCGAAUGAGAAACUGUGGACUUUAUACUCUAUUGAUAUGGAUACUGCACAGAUACUGAGGACAAUCUCACUAUCUGAACAACCUAGUUCGAAAACAUUAAGACUCGGUAUACCAGCUAACUUUCUCCCACCUGGGACAUAUAAAGCUACAUGUUCAGUGUAUUUUACACCUCCUCAAGAAGUACCAUACAUUAUCUCAGAAAGUGCAUAUAUAGUAGUUCUUCCACCACCAUUAUUAGUUCAGUUUGAUGUGGGUAAUCCAAUCAUGAAGACAACUGACUUAUCUCAAAAUGAGAUAUGCUUAAAACCUGGAGUUUAUUCGCUUGAUCCUGCCAUAAAUGAUGUAAAUGCUCCACAGGGAAUCGGAUCUUGGAUAUGGUAUUGCCGACAAGUUGGAGAAGAACUAUCAGCGAAGUUGAUUUCACCCAAACCUCCGGGUUAUCAAUACAGUUCAGACUACACAGGUUGUUUUGGUGAUGGUCCAGGAAUAAUUGAUACGAACAAUGGUACUUUAUGCUUUACAACGGAAAACUUUAGAAUAAAUAAAACAUAUGAAUUUACAGUUAUCGGCAGUAAACCACCCAAACGGAGUGGGAGAGCUACAAUGAGACUGUUAACUACAAGCGAAGUAGCUCCAGCCUUUUCAAUAAGAUGCAGUAUACCAUAUAUGUGUUACAAUCUAGAAUUCGACUUAUCAAAUUUAACCAGUUGGUUUAUUGCUGAAUCGGAUGAUCUUUAUGUAACAAUUUUCAUUGCGUUUGGAACCUUAAGCCCAGAUAUGCAAUUUAAAUGGACUAUUAGAGAAAUGUAUUCAGACGGCUCACUUUUACCAUUCAAUCAAACUCAACAAGAUAUCUACACAGAAGGCGUAUUAACAUCAUCAUGGCAUAUAAAAAAGGGAUACUUUAUGAACAAGUCAAAUAAUGUCAGUGGAUGUAUUGUCUGUUCUACUUUAAGUAAGAACAGUGAUAUAGGAACAUCUUGUUUACGGUUUAGAUAUUUGCCAAGACCCACACCAGGCACAUGUACAUAUACUUUGCAAGAUACAAUCAUGUGUGUAAACUGUACAAAUUUCACUAGUAUUGUUAGUCCAUUGACGUAUACAUUCUUUCUUAGGAAUUCAUCCAUCAAUAUUGUUCUUGCAGUUGGGAAUCGCCAUAGUACUUGUUUCGUUGUGCCUUAUAUGUACAGUCCACAUGAUGCAUGUGUCUAUGUUUCUGAUAAAUUUGGAGGUUCAUCAGAAGUAUGCUACGCCAAUAUAUUUGUUCAACCAAAGGCACUGGACGUUAUACGUGAUACUGUAAUAUUACUUGUAGAGGAAAAAAACACCACAUUAAACAGAUUGACUAUUACUGGACAGCUAACCGAAACUGCUGCACAAGUUAUCAGUUAUGCUUCUGUUGUGCAAAUUUUCUCUACUCAGAGCGCCACAAGUUCAAAUAAUACUUCAGAUGCAACAUUAAAUCGUAAUUUACGUUCUGUGAUUAUUCAAACUCUGGUCAAUGCUGUGAGUAAUUUUAUACCGACUGAUUCAAAUUCAUUCAUCUUAGCAAUGUCAAGCACUGAAAGCAUACUUAACAAUACAUUGGACGUAGAUAGAAGCUCCCAGUUGAAAUUAAACACAUACCUUUCAAAAGUAAUCGACUCUCUAGAAACAGUUGCUCAUGACAAUACAAAUCAACUAUUAAAAGUGAUCACAAAUGUAUUUCAAUCAGCGCUUCUUUUAGCUGAUGCUGGAAAUAAACAGAUUGAUAACCCGAUCUUCUUAGAUAUACCGACUGAUCCAGCUGCGCUCGAUUACAAUGUUGAUCUCGAGAAAGCAGGUCUACAAACUUCCGGUUCAGAUCCUAUGUAUGAUUUAAUGUUGCAAAAUAGUGCCAGUCAACAAUCAGUACUGGCUGGUCAGACAUUAGAUACUAUCGGUAAACUAAUGAAUACAGCACAAAAAGUCACACAAAGCCUGUUAAUUGAAAAUGCACCGCCAAUUACAUUUCAAACGUCAAAUGGUGUGAUUAGUCUUUUUAAGAUCCAACCGAAUGGUCUAUCAAAUAGGAUUUCUUUAUUGGAAAACAAUUCAAAUGGUGCUUUCGUCAACAAUUUAUGCAAAAGUCUUGAAGCUUUGAAUAAAAGUUGUUCAAGACCAUAUAGUUUCCAAUUAUCAAAUUUCAAACAACCAAACUUUACAAGUAUGGAUCCAGCGACAAAUCGACCGCGAUUACCAGCUGUACGAAUAGCUGUGGACAACACAGAAGUUUAUCAAGCUCUCUUAAUGAGUCAGCAGGUAGUGCCAAAUGACGUAGCGGUAUUUUUCCAGUUAUACCCUGAAAAUAUUUCUGAAUGUCCACAGUAUUUACUGUUUCUUAGAUUGAUUGAUCCUCCAGUAAUUUCCUUAUCAAGUGGAGGAUAUGAUAUGUGGACUACGCUACCUAAAGAUACUUCACAAUGUGUCAAUCUAACCACAAAUCCAAGUGAUCCAGACUACGGGUAUACAUUUAUGUUGGAUAAUCGUCAACUCAUGGAGCUCAGAUCAUCACAGGAAUUCAGAGAAAGAUCUGAACUUCUACAGAAGUCUGUAGCUCAAACAGUUUACAUAGGUUUUCGCCAACUGAAUCAAUACGAGAUCAAUAUGUAUAAAAGUACAAAUCCUCCGUCGAUUCCUUACCCAUAUAGAGAUCAAAUAAAUAACACAGCCCUUUCACGUUGGUUCUUAACAUCUUGUGUAUCUGGUCAAGUGGAUUCGUCGAAACAAUGGUCUACAAGCAAAUGUCGAGGUAAUACUAGUUCUCAUUCAUGGACCAAUGUUCUAACUAUUCAUGUAUGGAAAAUUACAGCUGUUGGUCCUAAAACUACCGUUCAACAGACUCAAUGUAUAUGUGAUGAAUUAUCCACGUUCACAUCUGGAUGGUUUGAACUGCCAAACAAUAUUAAUUUUAAUUAUGUGUUUGCUAAUAUGGAUUUUAACAAAAAUCCAACACUAUAUGCGACAGAGAUUUCUAUUUGUAUUCUAUUUUUAUUAAUACUUAUCUGGGCACGCAGAGAAGAUAUUAAAGACAUAGAAAAGCUUACUGUUAUACAAUUGGCUGAGAAUAAUCCGGAUCACGAGUAUUUAUAUGAAAUAAUUGUCAGUACAGGACAUCGUAGAUGUGCGGGGACUGAUUCUAAAGUCUGUUUUAUUCUUUCUGGACAAUAUGGUGAGACAGGCUGCCAUGUUCUACAAGAUUCCAAUAGGCAAGUACUGCGUCGUGGUGCAAUCGAUCGAUUUUUACUCGCUUGUCCAAGGCCACUCGGACCGUUAAUUUACUUACGUCUAUGGCACGAUAAUUCUGGUGUAGGCGAUAAAGCAUCUUGGUAUUGCAAUUACGUUGGAGUGGUUGAUUUGCAAACUAGAGAGAAGUCACAUUUUAUUGUUGAAAGUUGGUUUGCAGUUGAAGAGGGUGAUGGUCAGGUGGAUCGUAUUAUUCCUGUUACAAGUCCAGAAGAAAUGUUAACAUUCGUACACAUGUUCAGUACAACAGCUUCACGAAAUAUGUCUGAUGAUCAUUUAUGGAUAUCAGUUGUAGCCCGUCCAAUAUACAGUCGAUUUACACGAGUGGAAAGAGUUGCCUGUUGUUUACUUUUAUUAUAUUUAUCUAUGCUUGGUUCGUGUAUGUUUUACAAAGGUGAAGGAUCUGUCAAACAACCGAAAUUAAUUAGUCUUGGACCAUUUGGCUUUACUCCCAGUGAGUUUUAUGUAGCCAUUGUCAACAACUUGCUUACAUUCAUUCCAUUGUUUCUAAUCAUUUAUAUAUUUCGUAAUUCACGUCUUCGUGUUAGUCAUGCAACAAAAUUACGUAGUGCUAUUGAAGAACAUUUAGAUGAAAAAUUAUAUCUUGGGAAAGCUUCAUUUAUUUAUAAUAGUCCAUUAGCAAUACAAGACACAAACAAAGAUGAUCCUGAGGCGUUGGCUGAAAAUUCUGACGAUGCUAAAACUAAACAAAAGGGAUUUACUUUGUUUUGUGGAUGGCAAAUGCGUAUUCUCGCUUGGUUUCUCCUUAUCCUGUGUUUGGGUAUAGCUGUCGCUUUUACAACAUUCUAUGGUGUGAUGUUCGGUGAAGCCACUUGCAAAAAAUGGUUGUCAUCAUUGUUUCUAUCAUUCUUCAUAAGUAUACUUCUCGCCCAGCCAAUAAAGGUACUACUGAUAGCUGUGUUUUUUUCGUUCGUUUGUAAAUCAACUGAUCGAGUAGAUCAAUUAGAAGUUUUUGAAGAAGAAGAUCGAUUAAUUGCAACGUUAAGAAAGCGGUACCAACUUCGAAUGGAUGAAGAAUACUUAAAUAAUAACUAUUUAACUGAUGACUUUCGUCCACAACGUCUGGCAAUCUUGCCACCAGAUCCAUCAGAAUUGGCACGUGCUCGAGCUUAUCGACUGAAACAACGAAGAGCUAAUGAUAUCAUUCGUGAAGUUAUACUCUACAUAUUCUUCCUCACUCUGCUACUAAUUGUCAGCUUAGAUUUCCGUGAUUCCAAUGGAUUUCGCUUGAAAUCCAAUCUACAAAAUUUGUUCUUCCCAGAUUCAUUUCAAAGUAUGAGUGAUGUGAAUGAUUUCUAUACAUGGGCCCAAAAAGUUCUAAUUCCUGGUUUACGUGUAGAAAGAUGGUACAAUCGCAAUCCACCUUUGUUUCAACGUGGUUUCUUAGGAGAUAGAACCGAUCGAAUAAUUGGAUAUGGAAUGAUGAGACAACUACGAACCAAAAAAGAUUCAUGCAACGUCCACGAACUUGCAAAAAAUCUAUUCAAACAUUGUUACGGAAGUUAUGAUAUGUUUAAUGAAGACAAAGAAACGUAUGGGAUUUCAUGGGUUAAGUUUGAAGGAGAUGAUAAGUCUAAUAAUUCUGCACCAGAAUUUGUCUAUCAGAAUUCAUCACGGUUAAAAGGUUAUCCAUAUUUAGGACAGAUUGCAUGGUAUUCUGGUGGUGGAUAUGUUCAUUUACUAAGAGGUUCAAAGAAUGAAAUGUUAGACAAGAUGAGUUAUUUAAAUGACACUCAUUGGAUCGAAUUUUCUACACGGGCAAUUAUAGUACAAUUUACAGUUUAUAAUCCUAAUAUCAAUCUAUUCGCUAUUAUAACUGCUCUAGUUGAAAUGCCUGGUAUUGGAGCAAUGAUACCAUCAUAUCGUAUUGAAACGGCUAAUUUAUUCGGCGUUAUUGGUUCUGAAACUAAAGUUGCACAACUCACAUCUCAGGCACUAUUUGCAUUCAUACUAUUUUGUUAUUUAAUUAAAGAAAUACGUAAUAUGUUCAGGCAACGGUUGAAAUAUUUCACAAAAUUUUGGAAUUUUGUUGAAUUAUUUAUUAUUUGUGGCUCGAUAGCUGCUAUCGCUGCCUAUAUUUAUAUGAUCCUGUCGACAAAAUCAUCCAUUGAAGAAUUUUCACGUACACAUGGUAAUAUUUACAUGAAUUUUCAAUUAUUGGCAUAUUGGAAUGAAAAUCUUACCUAUUUAACGGCUAUAAUUUGCUUUUUUGCCAUGUUGAAACUUGUGUACUUGUUUCGUUUCAAUCAACGAGUUGGUUUGUUAGGAUCUGUAUUGAAAUAUGCAGCGACAGAUUUAAAAUAUUUUUGUUUUAUUUUCUUGGUUGUCUUUUCUGCAUUUGUAUUAGUCUUCUACUUAUUGUAUAAUGAUACACUAAAUGGUUUUAAGACAAUUUUAAAUGCUAUCGAGACAAGUAUGCAGAUUAUUUUGGGGAAAUUCGAUUUCACAAGUAUGUAUGAACGACAAAUGGUGUUGGGUCCAUUGCUGUUUGCUGCUUUCUCUUUAUGUGUUGUAUUUGUCAUGGUUAGCAUGUUUAUAGCUAUACUAGAUGAGAGUUUUCAACGUGUCCUUAAAGAUUUAAGUCUUCAGUCAGAUGAUCAUGAAAUGACUCAGUUCAUUGCAAUUCAAUUUAUCCAAUGGACUGGUCUGGAUAGAACAGCAUGGGGUAAGAAUUUCAUCAAAAACGGGCACACACAACAACAAGAACCAAUUUAUGAUCCAGAUAGUGAAUCUUCAAAACAUGUUGCUCAACUCAAAUCACUGAUGGAUGAAUUCUUGGAACAUGUUCAACAAAAUCUCAUGACGGAAGAGAAAAAACCAGUGAAUUUGAAAUGAUUCAUCUCAUUAUUGCCGUCAUGUUUGCUUGUAACAAUGAAAAAAGAGAAAUCACAAUUACCAUUGGUUAAUUCCAGUCAGAAUGACACAUUUCGAAAUUUCUGCCGCCUUAUUCACUGAUUAUUUAUUGGACAACAACAUCAGUCUCUAUUGGUUACACUGUGCACGUCUAUGUUAUUUAUUCAUUUUUUUUCCAC